UGCCGCCGACCCGGGCCUCGUCCCCGCAGGUCAUAAUGCUAAGCUCAGUACCAGAGCUGCAUGGCUACAUCGACAAGUCCCAGCUGACCGAGGACCUCGGGGGAACCCUGGCCUACUGCCACUCCAGAUGGCUGUGCCACCGCACGGCCAUAGAGAGCUUCGCCCUCAUGGUGAAGCAGACGGCGCAGAUGCUGCAGGCCUUCGGGACCGAGCUGGCCGAGACGGAGCUGCCCAACGACGUGCCGUCCACCCGCGCGGUGCUGCGCGCCCACACGGAGAAGAAGGGCAAGGCCAAGGACGACCUGCGGCGGGCGCUGAAGGAGGGGCACGGCAUCCUGGCGAGCCUCGGGGAGCCGCUGGCCGAGAGCGCGGCGCUCAGCCUGAACCAGGACCAGCUGGACAGCCAGGCCACCGUGCAGAGGCUCCUGGCCCAGCUGAAUGAAACUGAGGCAGCCUUCGACGAGUUCUGGGCGAAGCAUCAGCAGAAGCUGGAGCAGUGCCUGCAGCUGCGGCACUUCGAGCAGGGCUUCCGGGAGGUCAAGGCGGCCCUGGACUCGGUGUCCCAGAAGAUAGCCACCUUCACCGACGUGGGCAACAGCCUGGCACACGUGCACCACCUGCUGAAGGACCUGAGCAGCUUCGAGGCCAAGUCCAGCGCGGCUGUGGACAGGGCGCGAGCGCUGUCGCUCGAGGGCCAGCAGCUCAUUGAGAACAAGCACUACGCCGUGGACUCCAUUCACCCCAAGUGCCAGGAGCUGCAGGGCCUCUGCGACCACUUCACGGCCGAGAUCGGCAGGAGGAGGGAGCUGCUCGGCAAGGCCCUGGAGCUGCACAGCCUCCUCGAGACGUCCAUGAAGUGGUGCGAUGAGGGCAUCUACCUGCUGGCCUCGCAGCCCGUGGACAAAUGCCAGUCCCAGGACGGCGCCGAGGCCGCCCUCCGGGAGAUCGAGAAGUUUCUAGAGACCGGAGCAGAGAAGAAGAUCCAAGAGCUCAAUAAAAUUUACAAGGACUAUGAGUCCAUCCUCAACCCGGACCUCAUGGAGCACGUGCAGAAGGUCCUCCAGAAGCAGGAGAGCAUGCAGGACAUGUUCCACCGCAGGCAGGCCAGCCUGAAGAAGCUGGCGGCCAAGCAGACGCGGCCCGUGCAGCCCGUGGCCCCGCGGCCCGAAGCCCACGCCAAGUCUCCCUGCCCCUCCCCAGGCACCUGGCGAGGAUCCGAGAACACGAGCUCCGAGGGCGGCGUGCGGAGGGGCCCCUACCGGAGGGCCAAGAGUGAAAUGAGCGAGAGCCAGCAAGGCCGGGCCGGCUCCGCGGGGGACGAGGAGGAGAGCCUGGCCGUGCUGCGCAGGCACGUGAUGAACGAGCUCCUGGACACGGAGCGGGCCUACGUGGAGGAGCUGCUCUGCGUCCUGGAGGGCUACGCCGCGGAGAUGGACAACCCGCUGGUGGCCCACCUCCUCUCCCCCGGCCUGCACCACAAGAAGGAGGUGCUGUUCGGGAACAUGGAGGAGAUCUACCACUUCCACAACAGGAUCUUCCUGCGGGAGCUGGAGAGCUGCAUGGACUGCCCGGAGCUGGUGGGGCGCUGCUUCCUGGAGCGGAUGGAGGACUUCCAGAUCUACGAGAAGUACUGCCAGAACAAGCCGCGCUCCGAGAGCCUGUGGAGACAGUGCUCCGACUGCCCCUUCUUCCAGGAGUGCCAGAAGAAGCUGGACCACAAGCUGAGCCUGGACUCCUACCUGCUGAAGCCUGUGCAGAGAAUAACCAAGUACCAGCUGCUGCUCAAGGAGAUGCUCAAGUACAGCAAGAACUGCGAGGGCGCCGCGGACCUGCAGGAGGCGCUGAACUCCAUCCUGGGCAUCCUCAAGGCCGUCAACGACUCCAUGCACCUCAUCGCCAUCACCGGCUAUGACGGAAACCUCAGCGACCUGGGCAAGCUGCUCAUGCAAGGCUCCUUCAGCGUGUGGACGGACCACAAGAAGGGGCACACCAAGGUGAAGGAGCUGGCCAGGUUCAAGCCCAUGCAGCGGCACCUCUUCCUGCACGAGAAGGCGGUGCUCUUCUGCAAGAAGAGGGAGGAGAACGGGGAGGGCUACGAGAAGGCCCCUUCCUACAGCUACAAGCAGUCCUUGAACAUGACGGCCGUUGGCAUCACCGAGAACGUGAAAGGGGACGCCAAGAAGUUUGAGAUCUGGUACAACGCGCGAGAGGAGGUCUACAUCAUCCAGGCGCCGACCCCUGAGAUUAAAGCAGCGUGGGUGAAUGAGAUCCGGAAAGUGCUGACCAGCCAGCUGCAGGCCUGCAGAGAAGCCAGCCAGCACCGGAGCCUGGAGCAGAGCCACAGCCUGCCGCUGCCCGCGCCCGCCAGCACCAGUCCCAGCAGAGGAAGCACCCGGAGCACGCGGAGGCCGGAGGACAGGAAGACGGACGCGCUGAGCCUGGAGGGCUACGUGAGCUCGCCGCCGGCCAGGCCCCCCGAGAAGGGCAGAGACGAUGCUGUCUCUAACUCCACCUCUGAGAGCUCGGCGCUUUCCAUAAAGCGCUUCACGCUGCAGGGCUUUGCUAACCUCAAAGGUCAGAAAGCUUCUCCAACCAGUCCUGACAAAAAAGCUAAGAGACACGAAGUAAAGAGCGACCCGACUCCCUUUGGUUUGCGAGGCUGGAGCAAAGCGUCCCACUCGCUGGAGGGCCCCGAGGAGGACGGCGGCUGGUCGAGCGCCGAGGAGCCCGCGAACUCCUCCGACGCCGAGGAAGACGGCGGCAUGGGGCCCAAGACACUGGCGCCUGGGAGAUACACAGUCGUGGUGGACAAGGAGAAGGGGGGCCUGGAGACCCUCACCAUGAGGAGCGGGGACACGGUAGAGGUGGUGGAGGAAGGCGCCGACGGGCUCUGGUUUGUGCGGGACCUGACCAGCAGCAAGGAGGGCUGGGUGCCGGCCGGCAGCCUGUCGGCGCUCCUGGGCAAGUCCAGCUCGGCCCAGGGUCUGAGCAGCUCAGAGUCCAGCCCGGGGUCGGCUGUGCUGAGCAACUCGUCCAGCUGCAGCGAGGGCUGCCCCGCACCCUUCCCCCACCUCCAGGCCUAGGGAGCCUCGCGCCCCGCCGCCCGUGGUAGGCCCGCAUGCGAAGGUGGAGGCCCCUGCUCGGGUUUGCCACGCUGGGGGAGGGCCCCCAACCGGGAGAGCCCAGCCCACCCUUGAGCCGACGGAACCUCGGGCCUCGACACCAGGACCAC
Messenger RNA from Perognathus longimembris pacificus (Pacific pocket mouse), 3232 nucleotides. It is a transcript of the gene Mcf2l, whose product is annotated as MCF.2 cell line derived transforming sequence like. The record is from RefSeq and is a predicted model, not a curated record. Lineage: Eukaryota; Metazoa; Chordata; Mammalia; Rodentia; Heteromyidae. The coding region runs from base 36 to 3083 and encodes 1015 amino acids. Gene Ontology annotation, molecular function: protein binding; guanyl-nucleotide exchange factor activity. Gene Ontology annotation, cellular component: extrinsic component of membrane; cytoplasm. Gene Ontology annotation, biological process: positive regulation of Rho protein signal transduction; intracellular signal transduction. The transcript is spliced from 27 exons.